Medicago truncatula (barrel medic) is the source of this 1492-nucleotide messenger RNA. RefSeq names its product inositol 3-kinase. The record is from RefSeq and is a predicted model, not a curated record. Gene Ontology annotation, molecular function: kinase activity. Gene Ontology annotation, biological process: myo-inositol hexakisphosphate biosynthetic process. NCBI's taxonomy places the organism in Eukaryota, Viridiplantae, Streptophyta, Magnoliopsida, Fabales, Fabaceae. The transcript has 2 exons. The coding region runs from base 204 to 1322 and encodes 372 amino acids.
ACAUUGGUCUAGUUAUAUUUUAACUUUGGUGCCUGCUUGGUGUCUUUUAAGCAGCCAUUCCAAAUUGACACCUAAAUCUAAUUCUGGCGCGCGUCCUUGUAUUCUUUCUAAACCAUCACCAUCAUCAUAUACACAUAGAAUUCUUCAUCAACUUUUCUUCUUCUUGCAUGGAUUCUCACAACACAAACCCAUAAAACAUCAUCAUGGUCACAGAUUCCAAACCCAUUCCCAACCACCGUGGUCUCAUCGUCGGAAAUUACACCCACGACAUCCUCCUCCACAAUAACAACAUAAUCGCUGAAUCCCUCGGCGGCGCCGCCUCCUUCAUUUCCACCGUUCUCGAUUCCCUCUCUCUCCCUUUCCAUCUCAUCUCUAAAGUGGGCCCAGAUUUCUCCCACAAAACAGCCCACCUUCCUCUCGUGGUCCCCACUUCUCAAACAACCCUCUUCCAUGCCCACUUCGGAUCAAAUCACCCCGACCGGAUUCUCAGACGGGUCAAAUCAUGUGAUCCAAUAACCCCGUCUGAUAUCCCGGCCGGGGCGAGGUUUUUAUUCGGAAUGGCUGUUGGUGUCGCUGGGGAGAUUCUCCCGGAGACAUUGGAAAGAAUGCUUGAGAUUUGUGAUUAUGUUUUCGUUGAUGUUCAGGGUUUGAUUCGAAGAUUUGAAGAUGAAGAUGGGUGUGUGAGGCAUGUGGGGUUGAAGGAGAGUGGAUUUUUUCAUCUUUUGCCAAAGGUUGCGUUUUUGAAAGCUUCUGAAGAUGAAGCUGAGUUUAUUGAUUUGGAGGAAGUGAGAAAAUGGUGUUGCGUGGUGGUCACGCAUGGGAAAGAUGGGUGUGAGGUUUUCUCGAAAGAUGGGUGUUUGAUGGUUGAUCCUUUUGAAGCUUGUCAGGUUGAUCCAACUGGGGCAGGGGAUUGUUUUCUUGGUGGGUUUGCUGCUGGGAUUGUAAAGGGUUUGGGUGUGUAUGAUGCUGCUUUGUUGGGGAACUUUUUUGGUUCUUUGGCUGUUGCACAAGUUGGGCCACCCAAAAUUGAUUUGAACUUGGUUCAGGUGGUUAAGGAAGAGAUGAACAAAAGGAAGGUACAUGACUCUCCCUGCUUAGGAAAAAUAAAUGAGCUGCUGGUGUUCCGGAAGUCACAUGAUCAAGAUCAAUUCUAUAAAUCUCUUGUUGCUGCCAAAGACAUGAUAAUGUGUCACACUCAAAAAAAUGGGUGGAAUCUGCUGAGCUCUUCCAAAGAGGUGGAGCAAAAUAAUGUGAAGGCAAAACUAGUACUAAAUUCUGUCCAACAGGAACCAAUUCCAAGUGUUGUUGGUAGUGAACCCUAAUAUCUUGGCACCCUCUUUACAAUCACUUCACUUGAAGUAAGUGAUAUUUCAUUUUAUGGUGUUUUUUGUACACCAAGUUUGACAUGUAGCUUAAUUGUAGUUAUAGCAGUGCUAAAUUACUAAUGAAAUGUUCUUUUAAAAUAAAAAACAAAUUGAAAUUCCAUUUUGUA